This is a messenger RNA of Talaromyces atroroseus, 711 nucleotides long. RefSeq lists its product as hypothetical. Gene Ontology annotation, molecular function: microfilament motor activity; ATP binding; actin filament binding. NCBI's taxonomy places the organism in Eukaryota, Fungi, Ascomycota, Eurotiomycetes, Eurotiales, Trichocomaceae. Gene Ontology annotation, cellular component: cytoplasm; myosin complex; vesicle. The record is from RefSeq and is a predicted model, not a curated record. The coding region runs from base 1 to 711 and encodes 236 amino acids. Gene Ontology annotation, biological process: vesicle transport along actin filament; actin filament organization. The transcript has a single exon.
AUGCUCGAUCCCCGCGGCGCUCGGCAACAUGCAGAUGAGCUUGCUAGAACGCUUUAUUCCCUUUUAGUCACCUAUGUUAUCGAGAGCAUCAACCAAAGAGUCUGUGCUACCGAGAAUAGUGUCGGCAAUACGAUAUCUAUUGUUGAUUUUCCCGGGUUUACCCAGUCUGCAAAAUCAUCGACCCUCGAUCAACUUCUCAACAAUGCUGCCGUGGAAUCGCUAUACAGCUUUGCUGUCCAGAGCUUCUUUUUGGAUAAAGCAGACUGCUUAGAGAGUGAAAACAUUAGCGUGCCAGCAACAAGCUACUUCGACAACUCAGAUGCUGCUCGGGGCCACUUGAAGACAGGAAAUGGCUUACUUGCUAUCAUCGAUGACCAGACAAGGCGAGGGAAAACCGACCUGCAAAUGAUUCAUAGCUUCAAGAAAAGAUUCAAGAAUAAAAGCCCGACUAUCACGGUUGGGAACCGUGAGGCUAACCUGCCUGGAAGCAAUUUCGAGACACCAAGCAUACACGUCACGUUCACUGUUAAACACUUCGCGGGUGAAAUCAAUUAUCCUAUUAAUGGUUUGAUAGAAGAGAACGGAGAGACCAUCUCUGGAGAUCUAAUCAGCCUUAUUAGCUCCACACGAAAUGACUUCGUGCGAGCGCUUUUCGGACAAGGUGUCUUGAAAAAGGUCACUCAUCCCAAGGACUUCAAGGCUAUCAUUUAG